AUGCUCCCGCUUCGGCGCCUGCCGUCGCUGCCGCUGCCGCUGCCGCAUGGCUCCACGCGCCGCCGCCUCCUCGCCACCGGGGCCUCCGCCGCCUCGCCGCUCCCAUGGCCAGGCCUGCACGCCUGGCGCCGGGCUCCCCCCAGCGAGCUCCGCACGUGGGGCCCGAACGGCCCCUGCGUUCCGGACGCGGUCACGGCGAACCCACCAGAAGCCGGCCCCGCCGCCGGUUCGUCCUUGGCCGAGAUGGGCGCCCUCGUCCUGUCCACCGCCGACCCCCUCGCCAAGACGCAGCUCACCCACGCCGCCUUCUCCCAGUGGGCGUCCGGCGGGCUCCCCGUGGGCCUGGCCCGGGCCCCCGACCACCCCGCCAGGCCGGACAAGCCCCUCGUGGUGACGCGGAAGGAGAUCCCCACGCACAAGGCGAUGGGCGUGCCGCUGAACGCGUACAUGCUGCACAACCUGGCGCACGUGGAGCUCAACGCGAUCGAUCUUGCUUGGGACACCGUGGUGCGUUUCUCGCCGCUACGGGACACCCUGGGAGAUGGCUUCUUCACGGAUUUUGCACGCGUUGCUGAUGACGAGAGCCGGCAUUUCCGGUGGUAUUCGCAACGGCUGGCAGAGCUUGGGUUCAGAUAUGGCGAUAUGCCCGUUCACAAUCUUCUGUGGAACGAGUGCGCGAAAUCCUCAAGUGAUGUUUCUGCGCGGAUGGCAGUGAUACCUCUAGUACAGGAAGCUAGAGGCCUUGAUGCUGGACCAAGACUAGUCCAAAAGUUGCUGGGUUUUGCGGACCAUAGGUCUGCAGAAAUUGUGUCAAAAGUAGCAGAAGAAGAGCUUGCACAUGUUUCUGUUGGUUUAUAUUGGUUCCUGGAAGUAUGCCAAAUGAUGGGCCGUGUCCCCGGUGCUACUUUUAGAGAUUUAAUAGAGGAGUAUGGUAUUGUGGUGAAGGGUCCAUUUAACUAUCUGUCUCGAGAUGAAGCUGGUAUACCUCGAGAAUGGUAUGAUGAGAAGGUUAAACAUGAAGUUUCAAGUGAACUUUCAGAGGUGCACGAUAGGCUAGCUCUUGUUGUAGAGAUGGAGAAAGAGAAUGCAGGUUGAAUGCCUGAGUAGCUUGGCUAGCUGGAAUGGUGUUUGCCAGUUUGGAUGCAGAGGCGCCUGAAGCUUUGUACAUCCUGUGCUCUGUACAGUAGCCAUCAGUACUAGUACCAGCUGGACGCGAACUUUGCUGCUGAGAGCUGAAGAAUACCGCACAACCGUCAUUCAUGGUGAGAAGAAUAGAACAUCUUCGAGUACUCAACUUCUUCAGUCUAGUCGCGGCUGACAAGUGCCAAACAUUUCGCGUCCGUGGAUGUGCAUCGCUGCUACUCGCCGUGGUGCUGAUUAACACAGAUAUUCCUCCUCUGUUAGAGAAGAAUCAAUGUAGAUAAUGGUUGAUCCGAUACCGUGUCAAGCUUCACAAUCUCAAUCCUGAAAAUUUGUCUCACUGAGCUUUCCGCUGCUAUUUGUAUAGUUACCGAUUUUGUCGGGAGGAGCAUUUGAAAUUGCUGGGUUUCUGUCUGGAAA
Molecule: messenger RNA, 1560 nt
Organism: Lolium rigidum
Lineage: Eukaryota; Viridiplantae; Streptophyta; Magnoliopsida; Poales; Poaceae
Exons: 8
Coding region: 1-1095 (364 amino acids)
Source: RefSeq, a predicted model, not a curated record